AUGCACGGACAUCGUCAAAGCGGCAAGUCAACGGUGAUAUAUGCAGCACGACGGUAUCUCCACACCUUGACAGUGGACAUGGCUGCCUUCGGACUGACCACACCUGAUGCCUACAUCAUUUCAUUCGACGCUGGGAUUGAUAUUGAUAACGGAGUCGAUGCAUAUUGGAAGUCCGUAUGCGAAAAGUUACGUGUCUUGAAUCCGACCUUGUUCGCCUUUGACGAACAAUUGCGUGUAACUUCGCACACGUUCGAGAGUUUCUUUCUGCGGCGGAGUUCAUCACGGCCAAUAAUUCUCUUUAUUGAUGAGGCCUCAUGCCUGGUCGGCAAGGAUCCUGCAAUCAGUAAUAGUCUGCUGGGCACAUUACGUUUACUUAAAGGUGAUAGGGAUAAACGUUGCCUGCAUGCUAUCGCACUU
Molecule: messenger RNA, 417 nt
Organism: Paraglomus occultum
Lineage: Eukaryota; Fungi; Glomeromycota; Glomeromycetes; Paraglomerales; Paraglomeraceae
Source: the annotation of a GenBank genome assembly